This is a messenger RNA of Aspergillus novofumigatus IBT 16806, 2508 nucleotides long. RefSeq lists its product as uncharacterized. NCBI's taxonomy places the organism in Eukaryota, Fungi, Ascomycota, Eurotiomycetes, Eurotiales, Aspergillaceae. The record is from RefSeq and is a predicted model, not a curated record. The coding region runs from base 1 to 2508 and encodes 835 amino acids. The transcript is spliced from 4 exons.
AUGGCUUCCAAACUACCCAGGAUAACCAAUAUCAACCAUGCCGCCGGCAUCUAUGCUGACAUGUCGGUGGACGGUCCCGCAAUCGGCACGCUGGUCGCCGUCAUUGACCGCGCGAAGAAUCUGCCGAAUAGAAAGACUAUGGGGAAACAGAAUCCGUACUGUGCUGCGCGGUUAGGGAAGGAAGCUAAGAAGACAGAGACUGACCUGCGGGGAGGACAGACGCCGAAAUGGGACCAUGAGCUUCGAUUUACAGUGCACGAGUCACCUGACUACUUCAGACUCAAGGUAUCGAUAUUCAACGACGACAAAAAGACCGACCUGAUCGGCGAAACCUGGAUCGAUCUGAGAGACUUGAUCAUCCCCGGAGGGAGCCAGAGCGACCAAUGGCAUCCGCUGCAGUACCGAGGAAAGUAUGCUGGUGAAGUUCGCAUCGAGAUGACUUACUACGAUACCAGGCCAGAAGACGAGGCGGUGAUCGAACGGCGAACGCAAGCCGCCGAGAAGGUCCAUGCCAAGAGCAGUGGUUCGAGACCGGCCCCGGCCGCUCCUGUCAGCUCAUCGUCUUCUCUGUCGGGCCCUCGCCAGCUCGAGAAAGUCAAGAGACGGCCGCUUCCUAGCGACCCUACCGCCUCGACUCCUGCGCUGAGACCAGUUCAUCACGAACAUGCUCAUUCCUUGCCUGCUAUGAAUGGCGUCGAUCACAUGCGCUAUGCACAAAGGCAAGCACCUGAUGCUCCAUACGAUGCAUAUGCAUCCGCGUCGCAGCCUCCGCCCCCAGCAAAGGUGUAUGACACGCCUGACGACUUUCAUCGCGAGUGGAAUCACGCGGCGCCGGCCCAUCCCGCACCAGCACCUCUAAGGCGGUCUCCACAAGAAGAGAGCUAUCCGUACCGUGAGAGAUCCGAUGCCUAUGACAAUCGGCAACAUGCACGGCCACGUUCCGGCUAUGGCAAUGGACCGGCUCCGGAUUACCGCUCUAUGCCACCAAGCAGACCAGAGUACCAGUCCCAACCUGGACCGGACAUGCACCCAAGACAUGCAUACGAAUCUACCUCUCGCCCCACCAGCCAUCACAGCAACCGCCAAUUCCCUGCGCCAGAACAGUACGGAUAUGAGGAAGAUGCGUUGCGUCAUAGUCAUGGACACGAAGCUGCUCAAUACUCCCCUCAUUCAUCUACCAGAUCGUAUAAUCACUCCCCCAUCGACUACGCGCAAGGCGCUCCUCCGGCCCCGGAACCGGAACAUCACUACCGUCUGCAUAGCAACUCGGUAGCAAGCAUCAACAGCCGGCAUCGCAAUUCCAUUGCACACGAAAACUUCCACCCGCAAUAUGCAGCCAUGCAGCCCCGCGUGGACGACGAAGAAGAGGAGGGACCCCCACCUCCGCCCCAGCGCAUCGUACCGUCACCAGCUUCCUCGUACAAGGCUUACUCUCCAGAGUUUGCACCGUCCCCCCGCAAUACCAACGAUAUGACCGCGCUCCAGCCGCUUCGCCCGUUGCACGGGAACCGCCUACAGGACCACCCUCGUAUGAAGAAUCCAUCGGUUCCGCGCAGCCUGGUCGCCGGCUUUGACCCGGCCAUUGCCGAGGUGGAGGCCGCCCGUGCUGCCCAGGAAAGCCAAGCGAACCGGCGGCGCAGCUUCUUCGAGGAGGACGCCAUGAUCCGGACCGUCGAAUCGAAGCCUGCCUCAGUACCUUACCCUGACGAGACCGAUCCCCGGCGUUCCUUGGUUCUUAGGAAGUCUGUCAGUUCCGAAGCUCGGAUCGUCCCACGGCGCAAGUCGGUCAGCCCGCGACCACCCUCCACUGCGGAACGCCAGGUAUCUCAGAUCCCCUUCUCACCCGACUCGUACGAUGCGCUGAAUCCGAACGCGGCACGAUCUGCCGUCACCCGCGACACAGCCCCGGCGUAUGAGACGGUCGCACAGGCAAUGCAGACGGCCCGACUCAAUGAGAUGAAGCCGGAUACCUCAGGACCGAUCAUUGGUGACGAUGGGCGCGAGAUUGAUCCUUCGGAUCAUCUUCCUUCGGAUACUUGGGCGCCAGAACCGGAACGCAAGAACCGAAAGCCCGAGGUGAUUCUCCGUUUCAAGCAUCCCUCCGCCAGGGAAGUUGCGGGACCCCGUCCCCGGUCCAGCGGGACAUCCACUGUUGCGGAGUACCCGGAGCGUGGCCGGCAGGAGUACGGAGGAUAUGGACAUGGACGAAAUUAUAGCACGACUGAGGCGGCACGGCCGCGAUCUUCGCACCGCAAGUCCGUCUCACCAGCGCCGAGUGCGCGCUCCUCGCACUCUGUUUCUAGCCUGUACGCCAAUGUCGGGCCACCCAUCCCGGCCAAAGUCCCUAUUGCACCUCCAGCGGGGCCAAGCUACCCGGUAAUGGGCGGCCAAACCGGCAUGGAUGCACUGAGUCGGGAGCUGAACAGCAUUGACCUGGGGUCUGUGGGAUGUAGUGUCGUUCGAGCGCCACGAAAAUACGUCCCCAAGACGAUAACGUACGCUAUGUGA